Macrosiphum euphorbiae (potato aphid) is the source of this 828-nucleotide messenger RNA. The record is from the annotation of a GenBank genome assembly. NCBI's taxonomy places the organism in Eukaryota, Metazoa, Arthropoda, Insecta, Hemiptera, Aphididae.
AUGAAAUUCGUCGACAUUUCUAUGGAUUUACAUAACCACAAAAGUUCGGCAGUUCAAAAUCUGGCAUUAACCCAAUUGGGAUUGAUUUUUUUGUUGUUUUCCGCAAUUGAUUCCGCGAACUAUAAAAAAAGUAGUAACUAUACUUUCGCAAAGUCCGCCGCAAACAUGUCCAUCAAUCCCGUAGUAAUAUCUUCUUCCGUUAAACAGACGGCCACUGUCAUAUUUCUUCAUGGUCUUGGAGAUUCAGGAAAUGGCUGGGCUGAAGCCAUGACACAAAUAAGACAACCUUAUAUGAAAGUUAUAUGUCCAUCUGCGAGUCCGAUGCCAGUAUCUCUGAACCAAGGUUUCCGUAUGCCGUCAUGGUUUGAUUUGUUUACUUUAGAUGAAUCUGGUCCAGAAGAUGAAAAUGGAAUUAAAGAAGCUGCUAAAUUAGUGCAUUCACUUAUCGAUCGUGAGAUUGAAACUUCCAAUGUGCCAUCAUCUCGUAUUGCCCUUGGUGGGUUUUCACAAGGUGGAGCUCUUGCUUUGUACUCAGCUUUUACUUAUAACAAACCAUUAGCUGGAGUUAUGGCUUUAUCUUGUUGGAUACCAUUACAUAAAACUUUUCCAGCAGCUGCUUUAAGUAACAAAGAUAUGCCAAUAAUUCAGUGCCACGGUGAUUGUGAUCCAAUUGUACCACUAAAAUGGGGUCAACUUACAGCAUCCAUUCUUAAGUCCUUUGCUAAAAAUACCGAACUGAAAACAUACCGAGGUUUGAUGCAUAGUUCAUCUGAUAUGGAAUUAAAGGAUCUUAAGAAAUUCCUGGAAACGGUCCUCCCUUCAGUGUAA